AUGUCCGUCUACGACGCCCACAACCACCUCCCUUCUCUCCCAUCCACCAACGACUUCUCCGGCCCGAACACGAACCUUGCCGACUUCUUGAGCUCACUGCCACCUUCUGACGACUCUCCGCUUGACACCACCUUGUAUCACUCUCGUUCUUGGCCCUCUCAUACUCUUCAAAACGCUGGCAUUCAUUCAAACAAUCAUAUCGACCCUUCGUAUAUGCUCCCUCAACAGGAGACCAUUGCUCUACAAAACGCGAACUCGCGUUUAGAGGCCCAGAACACCUCUGAAUUCUUAAAAUCUCUUGCUCGCCUCGCAUCUAUGUUUGCCUCAGCGCAAACCAGUCCCCUUACUACCCAGUCCUUGCCCACUACGACCCAGCCCACCUAUUCCUCCCCUUCAACUGUCUCCCCUGUCUCCACCAAAGAUGGCCCUCCCACCAAGCGGAUCAAGCUCGACACUCGAGCUCCGCAGGCUUCAACGCUAUCGGGCGUGGACUUCCCCAAGGUCCGUUGGUGGAAGCAGCGAACAUAUCAAGACUGGAUCGAGUCGCCAAAGAUUAUCGCUCGUGGCAUCAUCAACAGCCAGCUUCCCUUCCUGGAGACGGAGGAGGGGCAUCCCAUCUCGAAGGAGGAGAUGUCAAAGGUUACGAAAGUUUGCUGGAGGGUCUGGAAUACGCUGCAUCUCAAGAACGCGGCCCCGGACUCAUGGGGUGGGGCCUCGACUGAUGCCAUCAAGUUACUUAUAGGUGAACUCGGCGCUAAAUUCCCCUGGAUCCUCGCAUCAGAGGACAAUUGGAAGAUUGACCGUAUCUGCAUCCUCCGAUAUCCCUCCUUCAUGCAGAACAAACACGAACGGGAGAAGAAGGCAGCAGAGGUUGCCGCUGCUGCUGCCCAGGUGAAGCAAGAACCAACAGCUCCUCCCGCCCUCGAGGUUCGUCCAAUCUCAGCCCAAGACAAGGGCAAGCAGAAAGAUACCGGGGAUGCAUACGCAGAAGACUUCGCGCUCAACGCUGCCAAAGCCGCAGAGUUUGGAGCAGACGACGAUGACGCAGAGGACACGGACAGAAUGAGAUUGUCUGAUGGCCUGGUGUCGAUUCCCGAAGUCGGCAGCCCAUUUGCUCCCCGCUUGCCCUCUGUCGGCCCAAGCCAAGCGUCAGGCUCCCAUAUCAAACCAGCCUCUGGAUCCACCCGUGUUCCUACCUCAGCUCAACCUGUAUCAAAUCUCCCCGCUUCUUCUCCCGGUCGUCUCUCCAUUCCCAGCCCUAUCUCCACGAUUUCCUCUCCUGGAACCAUCUCCACGCCUGCCCCAAUUCAGGCUCCUGUUCCAGUCCCCAUACCCGCGACCGUCCUUGCGCCCACACCUGUGCCCACACCCACGCCCACACCUGCGCCCAUCCUCGCGCCCACUCCAGUCCCCGCACCCACGCCCAUUCUUGCGCCCACUCCAACUCUUGCUCCCACUGCCGUCCCCUCUCCGGCUCCCACUCCUGCUCCUAUCCCGGCUCCCACUCCCGCUUCUGCCGUUGCGCAAAGGACGACAGCGCCUAGGCUUACUCGGGCCAGCAAGACAGCAAGCACCGCCACCGCCCGCCUCAAGGCUAUGAAACCUGCAAAAGUGCACUCAGGCAAAACGCUGGCGCAGCACCUUUAUAUCAUCAAAAAGGGCCAACCCACUAUCGAGGUCUUCGAUCAAUGGUGGGAGGCUCUGGGCGAGAUCGGGCAAGAGAAGUACAAUGGCGACACUGAGAAGCUUAUCUCUGACAAAAUCUGGGUCAAUAACACCGCCGGUGUUAUUGCUACCAUCAUCGCUAGCUCGUUGUUCUAUGACACGUAA
This is a messenger RNA of Coniophora puteana RWD-64-598 SS2, 1830 nucleotides long. RefSeq lists its product as uncharacterized. Bases 1 to 1830 code for a protein of 609 amino acids. The transcript is spliced from 8 exons. The record is from RefSeq and is a predicted model, not a curated record. NCBI's taxonomy places the organism in Eukaryota, Fungi, Basidiomycota, Agaricomycetes, Boletales, Coniophoraceae.